Nezara viridula (southern green stink bug) is the source of this 1336-nucleotide messenger RNA. Lineage: Eukaryota; Metazoa; Arthropoda; Insecta; Hemiptera; Pentatomidae. The record is from the annotation of a GenBank genome assembly.
AGGCAGCAGGCUUGGUUAUUCCAGCUCACUUGAUGCUGAUGAUGAGGAAACCGGCUGUAACACCAUACCUAACCUCUCGUUUCAGGAUGACAAACAUCCUGGAUCCAUCCUUCAUUCUAUCAAUAUGAUGAGAAAAAACAGGACUUUCUGCGAUGUUGUCCUUCAGGUUGAAAGUAGUGAUAUACCUGCCCACAGAGUUGUUUUGGCUAGUGUUUCGUCACAUUUGAUGGAACUCUUUCAAGCAGACACUGAUUCAAAAGAAAGUAUUAUAAGCUAUAAAUUGAAUGGAGUAUUUGAGAAGCAUGCUGUAGAGAAGCUUGUUGAUUAUGCCUAUACAUCUAGGCUAGAAUUGGACCCAGACGAAGUGAAAUCUGUAUUUAUUGCUGCAAAUCAAUUGAAAAUUGAUAGAGUUGUUAAAGUUUUAGGAGCCCAUCUUGUGAACAACUUGAAUAUUGAAAAUGCAAUUGACAUUAGAGCAUUGCAUGGCAUCAGCAAGGAUAAGUCACUUGUAGCUAAAGUUGAUGCUUUUAUAUCAGAAAAUUUCAAUGAGAUAGUAAAAACCACAAGCUUUCUGUCUCUUCCCUGUGUCCAAAUUGAAGUGCUUUCUCAGAGUGAAGCAGAAAUGAAAAUGGUAUCAGGAAAUUCAGUAUGCCAGCUUGCAUUUGAUUGGUUGACUCGAGCUAAUGAAGAGAACUGUUUUCAAGAUCUUAUAGAAAAGACUCAUAUGCUAUAUUUGGCCCUUGACAAUUCUCUUCAAGACUGCUCAGAGUUACCAAAUGGUGAUAUUGGAGAUACAGAGCUCGUUCAAGAUUAUAAAAGACUCUCUAGAGCCACAGCUGUUGCUAUUGGAAAAAAGAAAAAGAAAGCAUUAGCUGCAGCUAAACCCCGUAUUAUUAUGUACUCACGUAAUAUUUCAUGUAAUUCAGAGGAAUUGGAGACUGAGAAUAAUGGGAGGAUAAUUGCUGCCACAGAACUGAAAGAUCUAAUGCUUUUGGGCCUGGGCUUUCUUUCAAGUAGACCUGUUUGCUUGUCUGUAAUGUUGAGACUGAACACAAACUCAGGACAAAAUGAAAUAACUGAACCUGAAUUGUACCGUGAGCUUGCCUCAAUGGCAAGUGUUAAGUGUGGUGCUGGCUGUGCAAACCUCAACGGGUGCCUCCUUGUUUGUGGCGGUUACGAUAGGGGAGAGUGCCUGAGGUCUGUUGAACUGUACUCACCAGCCAACAAUGAAUGGAGGGCGCUGGCUCCAAUGCUCGAAGCCAGGGGAAGGGAUUACGAGAAUAGAGGCGAAGUGCACAUAGUGGCAACAGGGCUUCCCAUGUAUUGCGGGGCCUGA